Molecule: messenger RNA, 999 nt
Organism: Metarhizium acridum CQMa 102
Lineage: Eukaryota; Fungi; Ascomycota; Sordariomycetes; Hypocreales; Clavicipitaceae
Source: RefSeq, a predicted model, not a curated record
AUGCCGGUGGUUGCCGCCGAUAGCGAUUUACCCAAGUUGCUCAACACGCCCUCGAAACAAGUCAAAUGGGCAAAGAAACUAGUCGCCGAGCACCUGAAAAGCGCUGCCAAGCGCAUUGACAAGCCCCCCAUGCAAGGAAUGUUCAGCAGGACCCUGUUCGUUACCCUCGCUGACGGUCGUGAGGUGGUGGUGCAGUUUCGCACCGAACCGCUUGAUAUGGACGCGUUCAAGAUCGCUAAGGCGUCGCUAGGCUCCAUUGUACCGGAUAUUGAAGCUCUUGACAAUGAAGAGUUGGAGAGGGCGCAGGCCUGGGCUUACUGCCUCACCCUCAUGCCCGGUAAGAUGUGGCUGCAUGGAGUCGCCGGGAAGGGGGCUGAAGGACGUAUUGCCGUCAACAAGUCAUUAGGCCGCGUCUUUUCAAAGGGCUUUCUCGCCAACAAUAGCUGUGAAGCUGUUGAAACCAAGCUCCGACCGCACCUGCAGGCAAUCUUGGCGUCACCGUUGGAAGAUAUCCUUCCCUAUAAAGCGACAGUUGAGAGCUUUGUCAAGAGGCUUGAUGAGUUUGCCCAGCUCCCGCUGUGGGUUGCUCAUUACGAUCUUAACGAAGUGAACGUGCUCAUCGACGAGAAAUGCGACGUCACCGCCUUGACUGACUGGGAACUAUCCACCCCGCUGCCCUUCGGGGCCGGCUUCGGCCGUAUCCACACCAUUGCCGGCGAAUUCACCCAAGGCGAGUUCUGGAUGCCGGAUGAAUUCGAGGUUGCGGAGCGGGGCUUCUGGACGGAGCUGUUCGACGGAAUGCCGCAACACGUACGAACAACGCUAGAGGGACGCAUUGACUUGGUCCAGGAUGUUGUUAUACUUGCCACGUUGCUAAGCUGCUUUUGCUUUGAGGAUGGGGAGGUCAGUGUUUCCGAGGUUACCUUGAAGGCACUUCCGAAAUUUAUGACCUAUCAAAUCCCUUUUGUCCGAGGGCAGGAGAAACCGUAUAGAGAAUGA